This is a messenger RNA of Microthlaspi erraticum, 663 nucleotides long. The record is from the annotation of a GenBank genome assembly. NCBI's taxonomy places the organism in Eukaryota, Viridiplantae, Streptophyta, Magnoliopsida, Brassicales, Brassicaceae.
AUGGCUGCCAAACCAAGCAAUGAAUUGAUGGCUACUGGAGAGGAUGCUGCCUUAACGACGGCCAUGAAAGAGCUAACGCUCGAGGAGGGAAACGGCGGAAACAGCGAUAGCAGCAGCGACGACAGCAUCGUCAGCGUCGGCGACAUGGGAAGCGACAGCGAGUGGCUUGCGUGUAAAUACUUCCCGGAAAAGGAGCCAGAGUGGGAUGUCGAUAGCUUUGAUGGACAAGAACUUAAAAUCCAUCCUCUGGUUCGUAAGACUUACCCAACCCAGGAACUUUAUGACCAAUACUACGACAAGAGGCUCAAGGCUUUCGAGAGUAAGGGUUUUCUUCCAGAUCCUUCGAGAGCAAUCUACGAAGUUUACCUGGAGGGACGAAUGAGGAAUCACAAGACAGCUCGGGAUUUCAUGGCAGAUCUUGCGAAUGUGUGCGUUAAGAAAUUUAACGAGACUAAGGGGAAGACUUUAGAACUGGUAAAUGUGUUGAGAGCUACUGAAACUGGAGGAUCUAAAUGGAAGUUGUACAUCACGUUUAUGGCUCGAGAGUACCAUGAGGGGCCUCUUGUUGAGUACCAAGCCAAGGUAAUCAAAUUCUUAGGAGAUCUCCAACCUCCUUUCCCGAUUCUCUGUAGACCAAGUCCCAAACCGGGUUCACAAAACUAA